AUGUACAAGGAACCCGAUACUGUAAUUGUCUUAAUAGGAGCACCUAUGCCUAUGAUCACAGUAGAAGUCGGAUAUACCGAGUCAUGGCCCAAGUUCCUGCGAGACGAGGACCUGUGGAUCAAUGGGGAAGCACCGCAUGUAAAUGCGGUGCUCCUGGUUAAAUGGAAUCUAACAAAGAAUAACCUGGUUGCUAGUUUUCUCGAACUGCGUCGUCGCGGUGCUCCCUCUCCUUCCCAUCUAACAAUAUUUCCAGCCCUGCCUCCUGGAGCCUCCGCCCAAACACUCGCCUGGCAGCGCCGGGAUUUUUACCCAGUGGGUCAGGUCCACCUGGAAAUCCGAUUGAAAUAUGCCUAUGGGAUCUCUGGAUACUCUUCGAGACGGAGCACAUCGCAUUCUGGCUGA
Aspergillus bombycis is the source of this 402-nucleotide messenger RNA. RefSeq lists its product as uncharacterized. The transcript has 2 exons. NCBI's taxonomy places the organism in Eukaryota, Fungi, Ascomycota, Eurotiomycetes, Eurotiales, Aspergillaceae. The record is from RefSeq and is a predicted model, not a curated record. Bases 1 to 402 code for a protein of 133 amino acids.